Lineus longissimus is the source of this 6160-nucleotide messenger RNA. RefSeq lists its product as uncharacterized. The transcript has 12 exons. NCBI's taxonomy places the organism in Eukaryota, Metazoa, Nemertea, Pilidiophora, Heteronemertea, Lineidae. Gene Ontology annotation, molecular function: ubiquitin protein ligase activity; zinc ion binding. The record is from RefSeq and is a predicted model, not a curated record. Gene Ontology annotation, cellular component: nucleus. The coding region runs from base 96 to 3899 and encodes 1267 amino acids.
CAAAGAUGGAGUCGAAGAAAGAAAGAAAAAAUUCCAAUUUUUGAUAAAAAUCGCUAAAUCAUCGGAAAUCGUGCGGAUCAUAGACUGUCGCAACUAUGGAGAACUGGGAACAAGGUUUGACAUCCCCACCCCCAGGAAAUCCCCAGCCAAUGGAGAGUGACGAUGAACUGGUCGCGGAAGCGCCACUCCCCAGCAUCGGUGCGGUCAUGCCAGCUGUGCCGAAACCGGAGCCUCGUACGGCCGUGUUGUUGAAUACCCAUGCGGAGUUGGUGGCAGAGCGUGCAGCAGAGGCUAUGGUUGAACAUGCGAUCAGUAAUGGUUCCUCUGUCCCGAGCGACCAAGAAUUAUGGCACUCGGCCGAAGAAGACAUUGACGUCGUGUCCGUGGACUCGCAACAGGGGUCCAAUCAAGGCUACUCUGGCAACUUUGUAUUCCCCAUCGCGUCGCCGACUGAUUUCACGCUUCCUGCUUUUACGUCUCAUCGCCUGUUUGCCGAACCCCAGAAUGGCGAGCCUCAAGCCUGCAACUGCGCUGCGUCGAAUACGAACUUGAUCGUUCCGACCGCAUGUGAUGUCACCAGGGAGUUCAAUUUUACGCCGACGGAGGCGUGGGUCGGGGCUCCGGGAAUUGGUAACGGCGCAGGAGACGGGCAACAUUCGGCAAACUGUCGGAAAAAUCAGGCGCGGAAUCUGGACCAUGUUGUGAAAAAAUCGUCUGUGUCGGUUCUCGAUUCUGAUUGGUCGGUGCAAGCGUCGACGAGUGAUGUCCCAGCGCCACCUCCUAACGGGCGGGAUCCUGUCAGCAUUUUGAUUAACGACAGUGAUUCGGAGUUGGAUGUUGACACAGAGGCGCAGGCCGAGGGAUACAGUCAUCGUUUCUUACCGCCUGUUGCUGACAAGCCGACGGCGCCCUUCCCGAAAAAAAAAUGGAUGUCGAUUGCCAUGCAGCAGGGAAGGAGUAACUCUGUAAACGCUGAACAGGGGGCGCUGUCCUCCAGGUCCUCACCUGAAGGCAUGGACUAUAUGUUAUCAAGUCCUGGAAUGGCGCCGCCUAAUGUUCAAAUGUCGGACCGACAUAAAAAAACCACAACUCAGUUUGUUUCCGUUCGAGAUCACUAUUCGGAUUCGCCACAGGCAGCAUCUGUCGGUAACCAUGGUAACUUUGCCAGUAGCCUUGGUAACAUGGUCGGUAACCAUGGUAACAUCGUCGGUAACCAUGGUAACACGGUCGGUAACCAUGGUAACAUUGCUGUUAGUCACGUCAACAUUGAUGAUACUCUGGUAUUUGGUGAUGAAGGCGAAGGACAUAGUCCGAUUGGUGCUGAGGGUGGUCUGCUAGAGGCGCCGCCUAUAUUUGGUGGCUUUAAACGGGAGCGGUCCGAUUCGGAGGAAUCAGGUAGUCAGAUACGCGGGAAAGUUCCAUGUUCGGAUAAUUUAAAUAGUCAAAAACUUAAGAAACCACACAAACAUAACCUGCAUGGGAAAAGUGCUUUCAAGACGGAAAAAUCGGCAUUUACACGUUAUUCUACCGGUAACCAAGGCAACAGUAGUCGCCAUGGCAACCAUAGUGGUCGGGAUGGAAACAGUGGGGGUGGCCAGUCGCAUUUUAGUCGUGGAUCGGAUUCGCAGCGAGUGGAAACCGAGGGCGGUAUGGCGAGCAUGUUGCAAAAUGUAAACAUUGUGAGACCAAAAGCAGUGAAAGUUCAACCGGAUUCGACGUCUGCUCGCGGGAAGUCUGUUCAAAUACAACUGGACUCGAGUACACAUUAUUCCGGUAAAGCGAUGAGGAUGGAACCAGACUCUAGCUCGGUGCAAUCGCGUGUUGGUUCAAGCGCGACGAGCGCUUUUGCGAGUGCUUCACGUGAUGUUGUGGAGACGUAUGAAGAUGCACCCCCGAGUUCGUCAGAGGAUCACACAGCACGUGCUUUAACUUCCAAUAAUUCAGUUGCUCAAUCUACUUAUAUGUGUCAAGGUCAAGGCCAGGAAAAUGGACAGGGUGGUAACCGUGGUUACGGUAACUUUGGUUACCAAGAACAGCGCACAGAUGAGGCACCGGCGACGGGGGCCGCAAUGUAUCAACUUAGUAAUCAUCUAGGUCAAUAUCCUCAUCACCAUGGUGACCGGAGUAACCAUAGCAACCGUGGUAAUUCCCAUAGCAACCGUGGUAGCUCCCAUAGCAACCAUGGUACUAACCAUGGCAACCAGGGGAUGCAUUUCCAUUUUGUUCAACCAACUUUGAAUCCGGAGCCUGGGACGAGUUCUAUGCAUCGGAGUAUAUGUUGCCAUGGCAACAACAGCAAUCGUUCUUCCCACAAUUCAGUGCACCAGCAUCCAAUGGCGUCUGGCGGGGCGAAUAUGUUUGAUCGACAAUCAGGGAGACAGAAUAGCGUUGGGCUGGAUCUAUCGAUGUCGUCAUCAUCACGAGGUCAAGGUUCUCUCGGCCUGCCCCAGGGGGCACCACACGAGGAGCCGGUCACGAUUACGUCAGAUGAUAGCGAUAUUGAAGUCGUCGACAUCAUUGUCAAAAGGUCGAGAAGUCGCGGUACCGGACUGCCAUCGAACCGAACAGCAACAGUCGUUGUGGACUUGACGGAAUCGGACGAUGAUGCUACCCACAAUGCAACUGGACGAGUCCAGCUCGCCAACACCAGCAACUCUUGUACCUGUGCACCGACAGGAACAACCUUGUCCCCAAUAACGCACAGCCGACCUCAUCUCAGCCACGUCCGUGCGUCACCGAUGACGUUUACGCAUUCGCCUCACCGAUUCCACCACACGCAUUCGCCGCAGCCGGCGCACGUUAGCAGCUGCAGGUUCCAGAAUGAACACGCGCCAGGGAUGGCGAGGGGAUCGUGUGGAAGGAUGGAUUACAGCCGUGGCUCUGAUCAAAUGAACUGUACAUUCCACCAAGACUCCACGCAGCUACCAUCGUGUCGUCUACACACCCCUAUGGGAAUGAACCCGCAUAACAUGGGCACGCAACCUCCAUGCAGUGGAGACUGUCUCCACCCUCCGCCUCCCCUCCAUCACCACCCUCCACAGGCGCAUCACCACCCUCAUCCCCAGGUGCCGCAACCCCCGCCGCUCUCGUCCUCAGCGAUCAUAACCUCGCCCCUAGGACAACACUUCAGCCUCGGGCCGCCGCAAUUCCGACUGAUGACGCCGCCGAUGAUGCCGGCGAAUGAGAUGUCGAUGGAUGCUGGACAUCAUAAUUACGGCCUGCAGCAGGAUCCGAUGGUGAUACAUGUUCAGCGGCCGCCCAACCGCCCCCCACCACCACCACCACCCCCAUCGAGACCACAGAUGCCUUGUCACGUGAGCGUGAGCGUGGCAGGGGCAACAGGUGCAAGUGAUGGAUUGCCCUCCCAGCAGCCCCAGCAUCAACACCUGCAUCAUCAUCUCCAUCACUAUCAUCACACACCGCCGAGAUUGCAUCACUUCAACCUCACGCCAGGGAUGCAUAUCAGUAUAGGACCUGGUAUGCCGCCUAUGCCAGAAUUCCCGCCGUUCCCGCCCCUGCCCGUCAUGGCGAACCUACCCAGGAAUAUGCAAAUCAGGAUGGGACGUAUGAUGUUGCAUAGGCCUACUUAUGAGGAACUUAUCAAUCUCGAAGAGCGUCUAGGAAAUGUGAAUCGGGGCGCGAAUCAGGCGACUAUUGAGAGAAAUACCUACCCACAUAAAUAUAAAAAGGUGAAACGUCCAGAGGAUAAUAUCGAAGAAGAUUUGGAAAAGUGCACGAUUUGUUUGUGCGAAUUUGAAGAGCCGGAAGAUGUCAGGCGUCUUCCCUGCAUGCAUCUGUUCCACGUCGAAUGCGUCGACCAAUGGCUGAUGACCAACAAGAAAUGCCCGAUCUGCCGAGUGGAUAUCGAGGCCGCAACGAAAGAGGGACCGUUUGAAUAAGGUCACCUCGUGAGGAGUGGUUUGUCGUAAGAGACUUAGAAUUGAGGCCGUGGGAAUGAAAGAGCAAGUCUGGGGUUGAAUACGACAAUAAAAAUGCCACCUAUUGUUUGUUGGUGGAACUAGAUUUAUUUAUACACAUACUGUGCUACUUAAAAGGCUGUCCGUUAUCAUCAACAUUUUGCUUUAGUGUGCAAUGGGUGCCACCAUUGUCCUUUAUCCCCCCCCCCCCCUCGACACACACAUACAAAUCUUACGCACAAAAUGAAAAAGCUUUUCUGUCAAAAUGUCAGGACUUGUUGUUAUUUCAAUGCAGAGGAUUGCUACGGUACCCUCUGUCUUUGUAAGCCUUGUUUUGUGAAUUUGACCUCUUGUGUGGUGUGGGUUUUUCCGGGAGAACCAUUUGCUCCUCUUCUGUCAUUGUAGACACGCGAUAGUGUUGAUGAAAACGGACAGCCCUGUUUUUCAGACUUGUCUGAAAAUGUCUGAAAAUGAGCUUUAUAUUCGAGGGCUCAAAAGUCCCUCAAUAUACUUUUAUUGCCCUUGUAAUGUUGCAGGGAAAUGUAGGAGAUAGAGUGUUCAGAGAGGAUUGGUUUAUCACCCUGGAGAGAGAGUUUUCCAACUUGCUGAGAAUCAGACGGGUCUCCCUACUCAGCGAGUUGGCCCUCCCUACCCUGAAAAAGGAGAAAGCUUUUCUAUGAGAGUUGUCAUGUACAAAAUCUCUAAGGUCCUUCCCAAGUUAGGUCAGCUAGUUAAGUUGGCAAGCCUGUCUUAAUAUACAUGAUUCUCAUCAAGUUGGAAAGCCUGGCUGAAUACUACAUGCGUUUCUCAUCAAGUUGGAAAGCCUGUCUUGAUACAUGCGUUUCUCAUCAAGUUGGAAAGCCUGGCUGAAUACUACAUGCGUUUCUCAUCAAGUUGGAAAGCCUGUCUUGAUACAUGCGUUUCUCAUCAAGUUGGAAAGCCUGGUUUAAUACACGUGAUUCUCACCAAGCUGGGAAGCUGAUUCUCCAGGGUGUUCAUUUCACUGUUUUAACCAAUUUAUUGAACACACUUUUAGCUUCCUUUCUUCUUGACUCUGCCAAUAUUUAAAAAAAAUUCUCUCUGCCGAUAACUUUGUCUUUUGAACGUAUUGUGAAUAUUUUUUGCAUCUUUUUAAAAACCAUUGCAUAUUUUCUUCAUUUUUCCGCUUAUCAUGUCUACAUGCAGAGGGAUGGAUGGCGUUGUAAAAAGAUACAAGUUUUGUAUCCAGAUCUCCGGCCAAAAAAUAUAGUCCUUCAUGAGGAAAAGAUAUGCUCCACUUUGGGUGGGAUUACUUGGAGUUUAUGUAUACAGUAGAACCUCUCUAUUAAGGACACCCUCGGGACUGACAAGUGCUGUCCUUAAUAGAGAGGUGUCCUGAUUGGAGAGGUCAAAUUGAAUUGAAACAACCAAUUUGGGACCGAAGCUAGUGUCCUUGAAAGAGAGGGUGUCCUUAAUAGAGAGGAUGUCCUUUAUAGAGGGGGUGUCUUUAAUAGAGAGAAUGUCCUUAAUAGAGAGGUGUCCACUAAGAGAGGUUCCACUGUAUUUGGUUUGCAAAGGAAAAUGUCGAUUUCCUCAACAUUUGUUUUGUAAAAUUGGGUUAAAACAUGAGAGAAAAAAUGCCCUUUUGGUCACACCAGUUCUUGUGAAAUAAAGGGUUAAGGAAUUCUCUGGGUACACAUUUUGAAGCCCUUCUCGUGUCUCCCUCUAUAGUCCAAAGUCCAUACUACAUUCUGCGGUCCGUGGAAACGAAGGAACGAUUAUUGAAAAUCACGAAAUAUUCUCAAAUCACGAUUCAGUCCUCUACAAAAAUAUUUUCUAUGAAACAAUGUACAUAUUCUAUUUAUAACCUAAAUAUUAUAAUGUAUUUUAACGCAUCAUGCUAAUUAUGUUAAUUUUUAUGACUCGUUGUCGGAAAUCGUGGUUUUAUGUAAAUUUGUGCUGUAAAGUUGGCGCUUUGUGCAUAUAACUUAUUAUUUUACGGUGAAUCGGCCGCCACGGUAAUACCCAACUUGCAAAAUACCCUGGUGGCCAUUUUGAAACAAUAUUUUCCUCGGGGUACAAUAGUCUCUCUCUGUGAGGUAAUAUGAUGUCUGGGAGAGGCUUCGUCCUGUGUCCGAGACAAGGUCUUCUCCGAGACAAGGUCUUCUUGAAUCAAUAGAGUUAUGUUAGCUACACUCCUUUAUUAUAUUUUAUUUUUGGUUGAAAAAUGACCAGAAGUGUCCAAAAUGACCCCCUUUCCAACA